CCGUGUAAGUUAAUGUGUAACACGGCAUAUCGCAUUUCCGGUAGCAUAGGGAACAGACGAAUAAAGAAAGAGGAUGAUUUUAUUGAAGAUCAUCUCCUUUCUGUGCUUGUGGGGAAAAGUUCAUGGAGUGUCAUGUCCUUCAUUGCCUAAUCCUGCAAAUGGAAUCAUCAAUAUCGUGGGUAACACAGCAGGCUACACGUGUUACCCGGGCUAUGAGAUCGGUUUUUGUCUUUCGAACCUGCGACACAAACACAGGAGUCUGGUCUGGCGUUCACAGCAACUGCACCAUCAAGGACUGCGGUAUACCCAGCAAUCCCCAGAAUGGUUAUACAAACUACACUAGCACAACAUACGGAUCUGUGGCAGUGUCAGGAUGUCUGGAAGGUUACAUUUUAACUGCUGGUGUUGGCGGUGAAAAUAGGACCUGCACCCUUAACAAGACGUGGACAGGAGGAAUCCCCACAUGCACCAUCAUACGUUGCAGCAAUUUGACGGAUCCAGUUAACGGUAGAGUGACCUACCCAGACAAUACUUACAGCUCUAUUGCAACAUUCACGUGUAAUGAAGGCUACGGGAUGAAUGGUGACAGUCAGCGGACUUGUGGGUUGAUUGGCUGGAACUCUACCUCCCCUACCUGUACUAUCAAGGUCAGGCUUGCUAUAUGGAGCUAUGACUACCGUAACUGUACUCUCACAGACUGUGGCCGUCUGGAGGUAACCAAUGGUGAUGUUACUUUCUCCAAUGGACUUACAACAUUUAAUGAGAUAGCCUCGUACACUUGUAAGACUGGUUACGAUCUGAGAGGAUCGGCCACCCGUACCUGUGAGGCGUCCGGCAAUUGGAGCUUGUCGGCACCGACCUGUGUUAUCUUGGACUGUGGCUCUCUUACAAUAAACAAUGGUGUUGUUACCCUCUCCAAUCGAGCUACAACAUUUAAUGAGACAGCCACCUACACUUGUAACACUGGUUACCAUCUGACUGAAGAAGCUGUACGUACCUGUGAGGCAUCUGGCAGAUGGAGCAUGUCUGCACCGACUUGUGUCAUACGCGAUUGUGGCUUUCUAAGCGACCCUGUUAAUGGACUUGUGAACUUUGUUGAUGGGACAACGUAUAAUAGAUCUGCCGCAUAUUCAUGUAUCCCUGGAUAUGAAAUGAAUGGACCUAUGCUGAGAGUUUGUCAAGCAGACGGAACGUGGGAGGGAAUUGCACCGACCUGCCUGAUACAUGACUGUGGAGCCCCACCUACCUACAACAACACCCAGGUCAAUAUGACGAGGUCAACGUACGGAUCCACAGUGUCGUACAGCUGUAAUACCGGCUACAACCGGACCUCUAGAGAGAACUCGGUCUUGAUAUGCAAUGCUACUGGUUACUGGGACGGCACAGUAGACCCAUGUUUACCUGUCGAUUGCGGACUCCCUGCAUAUGUAGUAAACAGUGUGUACAGACUUAAUGGGGAGAACAGAACCACUUACGGGAGCGUCGUCAACUACAGCUGUGCAACGGGCUAUUACCAGUCUGGGGGACAGUCACAGCUCGCGUGUAACACGGAGGGUCAGUGGACAGGCAACCGUAUCAACUGCACAAUAUAUGAUUGUGGCCUACCUACGCCUGUAGCAAACAGUGUGUACAGACUGAAUGGAGAGAACAGAACCACUUACGGGAGCCACGUCAACUACAGCUGUGCAACGGGCUAUUACCAGUCUGGGGGAGUGUCACAGCUCGAGUGUAACACGGAGGGUCAGUGGACAGGCAACCGCAUUAACUGCACAAUAUAUGACUGUGGAGCCCCACCUACCUACAACCACACCCAGGUCAAUGUGACGAGGUCAACGUACGGGUCCACAGUGUCGUACACCUGUAAUACCGGCUACAACCGGACCUCUAGAGAGAACUCGGCCUUGAUAUGCAAUGCUACUGGUCACUGGGACGGCACAGUAGACCCAUGUUUACUUGUCGAUUGCGGACUCCCUGCAUAUGUAGCAAACAGUGCGUACAGACUAAAUGGAGAGAACAGAACCACUUACGGGAGCCACGUCAACUACAGCUGUGUAACGGGCUAUUACCAGUCUGGAGGAGUGUCACAGCUCGAGUGUAACACGGAGGGUCAGUGGACAGGCCACCGCAUCAACUGCACAAUAUAUGAUUGUGGCCUACCUACGCCUGUAGCAAACAGUGUGUACAGACUGAAUGGAGAAAACAGAACCACUUACGGCAGCCUCGCAAACUACAGCUGUGUAACGGGCUAUUACCAGUCUGGGGGAGUGUCACAGCUCGAGUGUAACACGGAGGGUCAGUGGACAGGCAACCGUAUCAACUGCACAAUCUAUGACUGUGGAGCCCCAACUACCUACAACCACACCCAGGUCAAUGUGACGAGGUCAACGUACGGGUCCACAGUGUCGUACACCUGUAAUACCGGCUACAACCGGACCUCUAGAGAGAACUCGGCCUUGAUAUGCAAUGCUACUGGUCACUGGGACGGCACAGUAGACCCAUGUUUACUUGUCGAUUGCGGACUCCCUUCAUCUGUGGAAAACAGUGUGUACAUACUUAUUGGGGAGAACAGAACCACUUACGGGAGCUUCGUCAACUACAGUUGUGCAACGGGCUAUUACCAGUCUGGUGGAGUGUCACAGCUCGAGUGUAACACGGUGGGUCAGUGGACAGGCAACCGUAUCAACUGCACAAUCUAUGACUGUGGUACGAUCGAUAGCCUGCCAAAUGGCUUUGUGAACCAGUCUGAAGGUACGCUCUACAAUGCCACUACUCACAUCUCCUGUCUCCCUGGCUUCUAUAGGAGUCCUGACCAGCCUAGCCGGACAUGUACACAUGGCGGGAACUGGAGUGGUUUACCGGUCUCCUGUUCGAUACGUGAUUGUGGCCUGCCUGCAACUGUAGCAAACAGUGCGUACAGACUAAAUGGAGAGAACAGAACCACUUACGGGAGCCACGUCAACUACAGCUGUGUAACGGGCUAUUACCAGUCUGGGGGAGUGUCACAGCUCGAGUGUAACACGGAGGGUCAGUGGACAGGCAACCGCAUCAACUGCACAAUAUAUGACUGUGGAGUCCCAUCUAACAACAGCCACGCUCAGAUGAAUAUGACAAGUUCAACGUUCGGGUCCAUAGUUUCUUACAGCUGUAUGACCGGCUACAACCGGACCUCCAGAGGGAACUCGGCCAUGACAUGCAAUGCUACUGGUCACUGGGACGGCACAGUAGACACCUGUUUACUUGUCGACUGUGGCAAUCUGACAAUAAACAAUGGUGUUGUUACCCUCUCCAAUGGAGCUACAACAUAUAAUGCGACAGCAAUCUACACUUGUGAUACGGGUUACCUUUUGAGUGGAGAAGCUGUGCGCACUUGUGAGGCAUCUGGCAGUUGGAGCAUGUCUGCACCGACAUGUGUCAUCCGGGACUGUGGCCCUCUGACAAUAAACAAGGGUGUUGUUACCCUCUCCAAUGGAACUACAACAUAUACUGCGACAGCAACCUACACUUGUAAUACUGGUUACUAUCUGACUGGAGUAGCUUUGCGCACUUGUGAGGCAUCUGGCAAUUGGAGCAUGUAUGCACCGACAUGUGAGUGCGGUGGGGUUCUGACAGACCCGUUUGGCGUCAUCACUAGCCCCAACUACCCGCAGAAUUACACCGACUUUCUUUCUUGUGCCUGGGUGAUCAACGCUCCAGAGGGCAGCAGGAUCAAUGUUGAGAUUACAGACUUUGCAUUGGAGAAGCAAACAAAUGGCACGUGCGUCUAUGACUACCUCGAGUUCUUCAAUGGGCCAAAUGCCUCAUCUCCGUCAAUUGGCAAGUUCUGCGGCACAGUGCAACCUAGUGGGUUCAAGUCCCAGUCUAACUCCGUUCGUAUUGUGUUCCGCACACACGUCAACAUAACUGAUAGGGGUUUCAGACUGACGUACUCGUUAGAUUGCGGCCCUCUGACAAUAGAAAAUGGUGGUGUUACCUUUUCCAAUAAUGCUACAACAUAUAACGAGACAGCCACGUACACUUGUGCGACGGGGUACUAUCUGACUGGAGAUGCUGUGCGCACCUGUGAUACUUCUGGCAUUUGGAGCAUGUCCGCUCCGACAUGUGUCAUUUAUGAUUGUGGAAAUCCAAGCGAGCCUGAAAAUGGACUUGUGAACUAUGCUGAAGGGACAACGUACAAUCAAUCUGCCGCAUAUUCAUGUAUCCCUGGAUAUGAAAUGAAUGGAAUUAUGCUCAGAGUUUGUCAAGCAGACGGAUCCUGGAAGGGCACUUCACCGACCUGCCAGUUACGUGACUGUGGCAAUCUGACAGUAAACAAUGGUGUUGUUACCUUCUCCAAUGGAGCUACAACAUAUAAUGCGACAGCCACCUACACUUGUUAUACGGGAUACCUUCUAAAUGGAGAAGCUGUGCGCACCUGUGAGGCAUCUGGCAGUUGGAGCAGUCCUGCACCGACUUGUGUCAUCCGGGACUGUGGUGUGUUGCAAGAGCCAGUCAACGGCACUGUCCAGGUGGGGCUAACAACGUUCGGCUCGUGGGCUACGUAUGUGUGCAAUCCAGGGUUAUACCUGUUGGGCAACCAGUACAGACAGUGUGAUCAAACAGGAAACUGGACUGGAACAGAAUCUGUUUGCUUAGGCCGCGGGCUACUCAAUUUUGCUGUUGGGAAGGUGACAAGCCUCAGUCUGUUGGCGCCGCACACUGGAUCAGUUGCGGUAGAUGGAGACACAAGCUAUGAUAACCUGACAUGCUUCACCACAAACAUGGACGGCGGCGUUUGGUGGCAGGUGGAUAUUGGGACAGUGAUCCAGGUGCACACAGUUACAAUCUACUACAAAGUGGAGUGCUGUGGCGACACGGCAUUGACUAUUGCGGUGCUCAUGGGUCAGACGCAGGCAGAGGUCUCUUUGAAGGGUAGUCACGGUCUUCAUUACAACUACACCUCGUUCACUUUCUAUGCUAACGACACCACACUGGCUCAGUUUGUGAGGCUUCAGUCAGCUGGUCAGUUAGGGCAACUGGCUGUCUGUGAAGUGAAGGUGUAUGGAAAAGAGAUUGAUUGUGGCCCAUACCACAGUAAUGUGGUUAACAUGAGUAUUUCUGCAAAUCGGACAGUGUAUGGUUCAAUAGUUGAGUACACGUGUUUAACUGGUCACAUGAUCUCGAGGGGGGUGAAUAGUUUCACGGCGCUGUGUACGAUUGAUGCUACGUGGAAUGGGACCGCUCCAAACUGCAGACAAACAGACUGUGGGCCGCUGUCUCACCCAAAUAAUGGUCGAGUGUUUGUUCCGAGUAGAAAUUACCAAGCAAUUUCAUCAUAUACCUGUAACCGGGGCUAUUGGCUGAAUGGAACGAAUGUGCGAACCUGUCACUCAAUUGGGUUGUGGGAUGGAGAAGCUCCUCGCUGUGUGCUCAUAGACUGUGGCAGUUUGACUGCUCCUGCCAACGGGGUUGUUACCGGUAACAGCGUCUACAACAGCACCGCUGUCUACACGUGUGAUGUCGGCUUUGAGAUUGUCUCCGGAGACGCUACAAGAAUAUGUCUAGAAGAAGCAGCCUGGACUGGAAUUGAGCCUAAUUGCUCUAGGAAAGAUUGUGGUACCGUGAAUACUCAGCUGACGAAUGGUAAACCUGUUACUCAGACGGGAACGAAGUACGAGGACACAAUUCUCUACGAGUGCACUCUGGGAUAUAUGCUAUCACGGGGCGUAGUGAGCCGUCUGUUGUACUGCUCAAGUAACGGCAUCUGGAACGGAACUGCUCCUACACGCUGUGUGCAAGCAGACUGUGGUCCACUGAGUUCCCCUAGCAACGGUCGUGUUGCGGUCCCAAGGACUGUGUAUCAGUCGCCGGCCAGCUUCACAUGCAAUCCUGGCUACGACCUCAUUGGCAGUAACGUGCGCCAUUGUGCAGCAGACGGUAUCUGGUCCAACAGUACACCCGUCUGUCAGAUCAAAGAUUGUGGCAGAGCUUCUAACAUAAGCAAUGGUUCAGUAAACGACACAGCGACUACGUUUGGUGCCCUUGUCGUGUACACGUGUAAUACAGGGUACCGGAUUAAUGGGACAGCAGCCUCUAUCCGGUGUGGCACAGAGGGACAUUGGGACGGAGAAAUCCCAACGUGUGUUCUAUAUGACUGUGGUACAAUAGAUAGCCCGCCAAAUGGGGUUGUGAACCAGUCUGAAGGUACGCUCUACAAUGCCACUAUUCACAUCUCCUGUCUCCGUGGCUUCUAUAGGAGUCCUGACCAGCCUAGCCGGACAUGUGCUCAUGGCGGGAACUGGAGUGGGUUUCCUGUCUCCUGUUUGAUACGUGAUUGUGGCCUGCCUGCGUCUGUAGCAAACAGUGUGUACAGACUUACUGCAGAGAACAAAACCACUUACGGGAGCCACGUCAACUACAGCUGUGUAACGGGCUAUUUUCAGUCUGGUGGAGUGUCACAGCUCGAGUGUAACGCGGAGGGUCAGUGGACAGGCAACCGUUUCAACUGCACAAUCUAUGACUGUGGAGUCCCACCUACCCACAACCACACCCAGGUCAAUGUGACGAGUUCAAUUUACGGGUCUACAGUGUUUUACAGCUGUAUGACCGGCUACAACCGGACCUACAGAGGGAACUCGACCUUAACGUGCAAUGCUACUGGCCACUGGGACGGCACAGUAGACCCCUGUUUACUUGUUGACUGUGGUACAAUAGAUAGCCCGCCAAAUGGGGUUGUGAACCAGUCUGAAGGUACGCUCUACAAUGCCACUAUUCACAUCUCCUGUCUCCGUGGCUUCUAUAGGAGUCCUGACCAGCCUAGCCGGACAUGUGCUCAUGGCGGGAACUGGAGUGGGUUUCCUGUCUCCUGUUUGAUACGUGAUUGUGGCCUGCCUGCGUCUGUAGCAAACAGUGUGUACAGACUUACUGCAGAGAACAGAACCACUUACGGGAGCCACGUUAACUACAGCUGUGUAACGGGCUAUAUUCAGUCAGAUGGAGUGUCACAGCUCGAGUGUAACGCGGAGGGUCAGUGGACAGGCAACCGUUUCAACUGCACAAUCUAUGACUGUGGAGUCCCACCUACCCACAACCAUACCCAGGUCAAUGUGACGAGUUCAAUUUACGGGUCUACAGUGUCUUACAGCUGUAUGACCGGCUACAACCGGACCUACAGAGGGAACUCGACCUUAACGUGCAAUGCUACUGGCCACUGGGACGGCACAGUAGACCCCUGUUUACUUGUUGAUUGUGGCCUGCCUGCGUCUGUUGCGAAUAGUUUGUACAGACUUGACGGAGAGAACAUAACUACUUACUUGAGCCUCGCCAACUACAGCUGUGUAACGGGCUAUUACCAGUCUGGGGGCGUGUCUCAGCUCGAAUGUAACAUGGAGGGUCAGUGGACAGGCAACCGUAUCAACUGCACAAUCUAUGACUGUGGAGUCCCACCUACCCACAGUCACACCCAGGUCAAUAUCACAAUGUCAACAUACGGAUCCAAAGUGUCUUACAGCUGUAUGACCGGCUACAACCGGACCUCCAGAGGGAACUCGGCCAUGACAUGCAAUUCUACUGGCCACUGGGACGGCAAAGUUGACCCAUGUUUACUUGUCGUGAACUACAUCCCGAAAACAGGACACAAUUAUCUAUUGAGCUUCAAACAGAAUGAAGGGGAGGGAGCUACUUCAAAUUGUGGCCUGCCGACGUCUGUAGCUAAUAGUGUGUACAGACUGAAUGAAGAGAACAGAACCACUUACGGGAGCCACGUAAAUUACAGCUGUGUAAUGGGCUAUUACCAAUCUGGAGGAGUGUCACAGCUCGAGUGUAACACGGAGGGCCAAUGGACAGGCAACCAUAUAAACUGCACAAUAUAUGACUGUGGAGGCCCACCUAACCACAGCAACGCCCAGGUCAAUAUGACAAGGUCAACGUACGGGUCCACAGUGUCUUACAACUGUAUGACGGGCUACAACCGGACCUCCAAAGGGAACGCGGCCUUGACAUGCAAUGCUACUGGCCACUGGGACGGCACAGUAGACCCAUGUGUACCUGUCGAUUGUGGCCUGCCUGCGUCUGUAGCGAACAGUGUGUACAGACUGGAUGGAGAGAACAGAACUACUUACUUGAGCCUCGUCAACUACAGAUGUGUAACGGGCUAUUACCAGUCUGGGGGAGUGCCACAGCUCGAGUGUAACACGGAGGGUCAGUGGACAGGCAACCGUGUCAACUGCACAAUCUAUGACUGUGGAGUCCCACCUACCCACAGCCACGCCCAGGUAAAUGUGACAAGGUCAACGUACGGGUCAACAGUGUCUUACAGAUGUAUGACCGGCUACAACCGGACCUCCAGAGGGAACUUUGUAAUGACAUGCAAUGCUACUGGCCACUGGGACGGCACAGUAGACCCCUGUUUACUUGUUGAUUGUGGCCUUCCUGCAUCUGUAGCGAACAGUGUGUACAGACUGAAUGGAGAGAACAGAACCACUUACGGGAGCGUCGUCAACUACAGCUGUGUAACGGGCUAUUACCAGUCUGGGGGAGUGUCACAGCUCGAAUGUAACACGGAGGGUCAGUGGACAGGCAACCGUAUCAACUGCACAAUAUAUGACUGUGGAGUCCCACCUACCCACAGCCACGCCCAGGUCAAUAUGACAAGGUCAACAUAUGGGUCCACAGUGUCUUACAGCUGUAUGAACGGCUACAACCGGACCUCAAGAGGGAACUCGGCCAUGACAUGCAAUGCUUCAGGCCACUGGGACGGCAAAGUUGACCCAUGUCUACUUGUCGAUUGUGGCUUACCGACGUCUGUAGCAAACAGUGUGUACAGACUGAAUGGAGAGAACAGAACCACUUACGGGAGCAACGUAAAUUACAGCUGUGUAAUGGGCUUUUACCAAUCGGGGGUAGUGUCACAGCUCGAGUGUAACACAGUGGGUCAUUGGACAGGCAAUCAUAUCAACUGCACAAUAUAUGACUGUGGAGUCCCACCAACCUACAACCACGCCCAGGUCAAUAUGACGAGGUCAACGUACGGGUCCACAGUGAAUUACAGCUGUAUGACGGGCUACAACCGGACCUCCAGAGGGAACUCGACCUUGACAUGCAAUGCUACUGGCCACUGGAACGGCACAGUAGACCCGUGUUUACUUGUCGAUUGUGGCCUGCCGACGUCUGUAGCAAACAGUGUGUACAGACUAAAUGCCGAGAACAGAACCACUUACGGGAGCCUCGUCAACUACAGCUGUGUAACGGGCUAUUAUCAGUCUGGGGGAGUGUCACAGCUCGAAUGUAACACGGAGGGUCAGUGGACAGGCAACCGUAUCAACUGCACAAUCUAUGAAUGUAGAGUCCCACCUAUCCAUAGCCACGCCCAGACCAAUAUGACAAGGUCAACAUACGGGUCCACAGUGUCUUACAGCUGUAUGACCGGCUACAACCGGACCUCCAGAGGGAACUCGGCCCUCACAUGCAAUGCUACUGGCCAUUGGGACGGCACAGUUGACCCAUGUUUACUUGUUGAUUGUGGCAUGCCUGUGUCUGUAGCAAACAGUGUGUACCGACUGAAUGCAGAGAACAGAACCACUUACGGGAGCCUCGUCAACUACAGCUGUGAAAUGGGCUAUUACCAAACUGGGGGAGUAUCACAGCUCGAGUGUAACACGGAAGGACAGUGGACAGGCAACCGUAUCAACUGCACAAUUUAUGACUGUGGAGUCCCACCUAUCCACAGCCACGCCCAGGUCAAUAUGACAAGGUCAACAUACGGGUCCACAGUGCCUUACAGCUGUAUGACCGGCUACAACCGGACCUCCAGAGGGAACUCGGCCUUGACAUGCAAUGCUACCGGUCACUGGGACGGCACAGUAGACCCAUGUUUGCUUGUCGAUUGUGGCUUACCUGCGUCUGUUGUGAACAGUGUGUACAAACUGAAUGAUCAGAACAGAACCGCUUACGGAAGCCACGUCAACUACAGCUGUGUAAUGGGCUAUUACCAAUCCGGGGGAGUGUCACAGCUCGAGUGUAACAAUGAGGGUCAGUGGAAAGGCAACCGUAUCAACUGCACAAUCUAUGACUGUGGAGUCCCACCUACCUUCAACCACGCCCAGGUCAAUAUGACAAGGUCAACGCACGGGUCCACAGUGUCUUACAGCUGUAUGACCGGCUACAACCGGACUUCCAGAGGGAACUCGUCCAUGACAUGCAAUGCUACUGGCCACUGGGAUGGCACAGUAGACCCCUGUUUACCUGUCGACUGUGGAAUUCCACCUACCCACAACCACACCCAGGUCAAUAUGACGAGGUCAACAUACGGGUCCACGGUGUCUUUCAGCUGUAUGACCGGCUACAAACGGACCUCUAGAGUGAACUCGGCCAUGACAUGCAAUGCUACUGGCCACUGGGACGGCACAGUAGACUCCUGUUUACUUGUCGACUGUGGAGCCCCACCUAACAACACACACGCCCAGGUCAAUAUGACGAGGUCAACAUACGGGUCGACAGUGUCUUACAGCUGUAUGACUGGCUACAACCGGACUUCCAGAGGGAACUUUGUCAUGACAUGCAAUGCUACUGGCAACUGGGACGGCAUAGUAGACCCCUGUUUACCUGUCGACUGUGGCCUGCUGUCUGCCCCCAGUAAUGGUGCCAUACAAUUGUCAGGGACACACUUCCUGGAUACGGCCGUGUUCUCAUGUCACCGUGGAUACCAGCUCUCUGGCCCCCCUAGUCUAACAUGUCAACUAAAUGCAUUAUGGGACAAUAUCCUACCAGUGUGUCAACUGAGAGACUGUGGUCGAUUGGCUGCCCCGAGUCAUGGGUCAGUGACCCUGACUGGCACGGUGUUUGGGAGUGUAGCGACGUACACGUGUAACACAGGCUACUAUGUGAGUGGUAUCAUCAACCGUGUCUGCACGGAGAAUGGCACAUGGGGUGGAGCGGAGACCUCCUGUCGAAUAUAUGAAUGUGAGCCGUUGCAAGCGCCUGACAACGGGAACCUCAUGGUGAAUGGUUCCCAGUAUGGGACAAUGGCCCAGUUCAGCUGUAGUUUAGGGUACCAGCUUUUCGGGCAUGAAACCUUGUCCUGCAUCGAACCAGGCAUCUGGAACUUUGGUGUUCCAACAUGUGCAAUCACCAAUUGCGGAGGCCUGGUAGAUCCACCAAAUGGUCGUGUGUCUGCCACUGAGACAACAUUUGGUCAAGUGGCAUCGUAUACAUGCAACUCUGGGUACCUGUUGAAUGGAAUGCAGAACCGUGUUUGCAUGACAGACGGACAGUGGUCUGGAACAGAGCCAGUGUGUAGACCGCGAGAAUGUGGCAUGCCCCCAUCCCCCCGCAAUGGCUACGCUAACUACACGGGUGUAACAUUCAUGAGCUCUGUACUCUACCAAUGCAACAAGGGCUACCGGCUGGCUGGUUCCCAGUCUGCCUCGUGUCAGGCAACUGGCUCCUGGUUACCAUCAUUCCCACCCACAUGCAUCAUCAAAGACUGUGGUACAAUAAACCACAUGGUAUUGGGGUCGGUGACUUAUACACAAGGCACCGUGUACAACAGUAUUGCCACUUUUUCUUGUCCCCUUGGUUACCGAUUGCUUGGAAACAGAACUGUCACCUGCCUGGAAACUGGGAUGUGGAGUGCCAAUGCACCUGCAUGUACACCAGUGGACUGUGGUACGUUAGCCCCGCUGUCUGCGGGCCAGGUCACAUAUCAGACAGGAGAGACUGUGUUUGAAAGCGUUGCAAUAUUCUCAUGCAAUGUUGGUCACAUCCGUAUGGGGCAAAAUAGCACGAUAUGCACAGCAAAUGGCAGUUGGGACCCCUCCGAGCCACCUAUCUGCCAGAUCAGAAACUGCGGGAACGCUCCCUCUGUCCCAUUUAGUACUUCUAAUGGGACAGGCACAGUAUAUGGCAGUACAAGAUUCUACACUUGUAACACCGGGUACCGGUUGGCUGGGGAGAGGCUGAUUACUUGCAGGGAGGAUGGUAUCUGGAGUACCCCACCCGCCUGUGUAACCAUCAUGUGCACAAGCCUAACCCUGAGGAAUGGUCAGGUGACCAGUAUGAGUGGAAAUGUGUUUGGCAGCACAAUAACGAUACAGUGUAACCAAGGAUACUACACCAACGGAUCCAGCUCUCUAACCUGUGGCCCUGAGGCACAGUGGAUACCAAACACCUUGUGUCUUAUCCAUGACUGUGGCCCAGCUCCAGAUGUUGGUCAGGGCACUGUGGUCCUCACACAGGGAACCAUCUUUGGCAGCAUAGCACAGCACUCAUGUGAGACCGGGUACCAGAUAUUUGGUCCCGUAUCCAGACAUUGUGGGGAAGCAGGAAAGUGGGAACCAUCAGAGCAGACACGGUGCACCAUAAGAGAUUGUGGUCUCCCAGCCACAGUGGGCAAUGCCACAGUACGUACAGAUGGAGGAACCACCUUCAGUCAGCAGGCAGUGUACAUCUGUAAUGAGGGUUAUGGGAUAUUCGGGAUUAGCACCCUAAGCUGCCUAGCCAAUGGUCAAUGGUCACACUCUCCACCCAUGUGUAGAAUCACUGACUGUAAAGGCCUCAGUAACCCCCCCAAUGGCAAGGUUGUUGCAGCCGACACUACAUUUGGUCAGGUGGCCACAUACACUUGUGAUGUCGGGUACCAGCUAUCCACUGCAAAUGGAGCCAGACGGUGUCAGGCAGAUGGCACCUGGUCCGGACAGCAACCAACAUGCAGGAUCACAGAUUGUGGAGCUCUGAUGUCACCAACAUCAGGAGUGGUGGAGUAUGAGCAGUCCACAUAUGGCAGCCAGGCGGUCUACAAAUGCAACAGAGGCUUUAACCCAGACAGUGGAGUGGUUAGGACAUGUCAGGACACAGGGAAGUGGUCUGGCCUGCCGCCCGUCUGCAUAGUGGUUGACUGUGGCAAUAGGACAACAUUAGAGAAUGGUCGUGUAUUGUUUGCCCCAUCCUCCACACAGUAUGGAGCCACUGUUAUACUGGCAUGUAACCUUGGAUACCGGUUACUAGGCAACAGCAGUGUAACCUGUACAGAGUCUGGAGCAUGGAGCACACUGCCUUUGUGUCAAGUGAUAGAUUGUGGCCAGAUGCCCAGCGUGUCCAAUGGUCAGGUAUUGAAAUCGACUGGUAUGGAAUAUGGCAGCACAAUGACCUAUGGCUGCCUGACUGGGUACGAGCUACAGGGCCCUGCUGUGGUCUCAUGUCUGGAUACAGGGUCGUGGAGUGUACCGGCACCUGUGUGUGACCCUGUGGACUGUGGCCAGUUACUGCCUCCAAACAAUGGCAAUCUGACAGUUCAGGGAACCAUCCUAGGCUCUGUGGCUGCAAUCACUUGCAAUGUCGGGUACCAGGUAGUUGGCUCCCCAAUGCGUAUCUGCCAGGCCAACAAAGCUUGGAGUGGAACCAGUCCUGUGUGUAACAUCAGAGUAUGUCCCUCAGUGUCAAGCCCCGUGAAUGGCAAGGUGAGUCUGACUCCCCCGUCCCCAGUCUACGGUAGUGUGGCCAGGUACACGUGUGACUACAUCUACCAGCUGUCUGGGCAAGCAACCUUGACCUGUCGAUCAGAUGGCGCCUGGAGCUCACCAUUCCCUACCUGCAUACUUAAAGCUGGGUUCACGUCCGUGACUACAGAGGUCAAGUUGAACUCAACUCUGCCAGUUGGUACUGACCUUACAAACAAGGACACUUAUGCCCGUUACGAGCAGGAAGUCAUCAGAUCGCUUGAGGAGUAUUACAGAAAGUAUCUUGGCCAGGAUAUUAAAAUUGUCGUCAACAAUUUGAGAGCGGGCAGUCUCCUGGCCAAUUUCAGCAUCAUUUUUCAAAACACGACUUCUGCAAAUCAGAAUCUCACCAAGGCUGUGUCCCAGCUUGGAAGUGGAGCAACAGCCGUGACAGUGUUUAACCAGACUGUCACACCUACGGAGUUGUCUAUCAAAAAUGAAACAGUUGUUGGCGGAGGGGCUGUAAAUCCCAGGCUGACGUGUGAGGUCUACCAGCUAUUGAUAGGCCCUUGUGACCAGGGAUAUAUGUGUCAGGUUGUCAACAGUGUACCGGAGUGCAUGCCAGAUCCAUCAACCAAUUGUGGAGUACCUGUUGACAUAGAUAACGGCUAUGUCACAGUACGUAAUGGUAUACUAUACGGAGCCAUAGCCGAGUACACAUGCAAUAUUGGAUAUGGGUUGUCUGGAAACACAAAUACCCGGACCUGUCAGCCUAGCGGGAGAUGGUCUGGGAUAGAGCCCACUUGUCAGCCUAAAGAUUGUGGACCAGUGACAGCUCCCCAGAAUGGGCGGAUUAUUUCCACAUAUGGCACAACUUUCAACAGCAGGAUUGUCUUCUCCUGUAACCUUGGUUACAGCCUCAUAGGUGUCGCCACCAUUAUGUGUGAGAGUGAUGGACGGUGGAACGCUCCCCCACCCACCUGCAUUUACACCGUUUGUGGAGAUGUAGAGGGCCCGUUGUUUGGCAGCGUGUUUCUCUCUGUCACUGGCCAAACAGCUGUGUACACAUGUCGGACUGGGUACCAACUGCAGGGCAACGCCACCAGGACCUGUCUGCCUUCAAACAUGUGGAGUGGGACUAAACCAGACUGCACAAUCAAAAACUGUGGAACAUUGCCCCACCCCACAAAUGGUGCUGUGGAUGUGACUGAGGGUACGACAUAUGGUGCUGUUGCCAGGUACAAGUGUGUCACAGCGGGGCACGUCCUGGUGGGCAGCAGCCUACGCACAUGUGAGGCUGACGGCACAUGGUCUGGACAGCCUCCCAGCUGUGUUAUUAUACGAUGUGGGGUGCUGUUUCCUGUCGCCAAUGGCAAUGUUGUGAUGUCUGGGACGUUGCUAGGUGACAAGGCGUUCUACACCUGUGACUCUGGUUACCGCAUGGCUGGUCCAAGCAAUCUCUCCUGCCUAGAAACUGGCUGGUCAGAUCUCCCACCCACCUGCAUCGCCACAGGUGACUGUGGUAGCCUGUUUGGCCCCACCAAUGGCAGGGUGACCUUGAACUCUACCGUGAGGGGCUCACGUGCCUCAUACUCCUGCAGUCCUGGCUACUUCCUGUCUGGUCCGGCAAAUCGCACCUGUCAGCUCGACAACACCUGGAGUGGGACUACGCCCAUAUGCAAUAUAGUUGACUGUGGUAUUCUCCCAAGUCCUGAGGGAGGGGUGAUCCAGAUGUUGUCAGGUUCAACGUAUGGUACAGUGGCCACUCUCACCUGUAACACUGGCUACACGCUGGUCGGCCCUUCCAGCAUGACAUGUCUACAAGAUGGCAGAUGGUCCUACAACCCUGCCUGCUCCAUCAAGAACUGUGGAACACUGGGUAACCCGACCAACGGCUUUGUGGACACUGUAGCUGGUACCACGUAUGGUUCCACUGCCCAGUACAUGUGUAAUCCGGGCUACAAUCGACAGGGAACCAGCACGCGUAGUUGCCUAGCUACAGGACAGUGGUCCGGUAGUGAACCAACAUGUACAGUAAAAGACUGUGGCCCCCUGCCUGCACCCAGUGAGGGCACCGUGACCUCCCAGAAGGGCACUACUUACGGACAGACGGCACGCUACACCUGCAACCCUGGUUACCAGUUGCUAGGGGCGACCACCAGACUGUGUCAGGAGAACGGACUGUGGACAGAGGAGACACCAGUCUGCAGAAAGUACGUAUGUCCCAGUCUGGCCUCUCCAAGCAAUGCAACAGUAGCAAUGUCUUUUGGGCAGGAGGUCACCUCAGUGGCCACAUACACCUGUAAUACCGGGUACCAGCUGAGUAACCAGUCCCUGGGCACCAGGACAUGUGGGCCCAUGGGGCAGUGGAAUGGGACUGCUCCAACCUGCUUUCUCAUUGAUUGUGGUCCCCUACCAGUACCUACAUUUGGCCAGGUAGCCUUCAGUGGACAGACAACGUACGGGAACACAGCCAUUCUCACAUGUAACCGUGGUUACACACCACUCAGUCAGAAUGUCCGCAUCUGCUCGUCCAGCAGUCAAUGGAGUGGGGUGGAGUUCCAGUGCAAAGUGAUUGACUGUGGCCCAGUGACCUCCCCAGCCCAGGGGUCAGUUUCCUACCCUGCUGGUACCCAAUUCUCCCAGGAGGUGAUCUACGUGUGCAAGGAAGGCUAUGGUGUACAGGGGACUGGCAGACGAGUGUGUGGAGACAAUGGAACAUGGUCUGGGAAUCAGCCUACUUGCGCACUAAAAGAUGAAUAUGCCCUGGCGAUUGGUUUGGGGGUAGGAUUGGGUGGUGGUGUAAUUUUCAUCAUCAUCAUUGUUGUCACCGCCGUAUUCCUCUACCAGAGGUCACAUAGGAUGGUAACAAAAAGACGUCCCACAUACGUGCCAACGUUUUCUGAUGCCUCUAACCUGCCACUGAAGAUCAACACUGGCGUCCCCAACCUGCUUGUGCCCUACACUGAAGAGGUGGAGUACUUACCACAUGACCAGGUCUUCACAGUGGAUAAUACGUUCUACUACAACCAACCCACAGAGAGUGCAUACACCCACUACGACACGUAACCCCAGCAAGGAUCAACACUACCCAGUAUGGACCAAGUAAGGGGGACAACUCUGCAUGUUUGAAAGGCUAUGUCACCUCGGUAACAUUAUCUCUUAUGUGCCGACAGAAUGAGAACAUUGAGGAGAGUCCCUGUUGAAGAUGAAAUGGAUUAAAUCAGCUUAAAAAUUCAGAAAAUGAACUUUUUUUAUUGUUGUCACUGUUGUUCAAUAUUAUAUAUUUGUAUUACAAUCUUUUGAGUGUGCGCUUUUGAUAUAACUGUUAAAGUGAUCUUCAAAAUAGUGCUAAUUUUUUGUCUAAGUAUUAUAUCUAUUGAUCUAUUACCCUAUAUACAUGUCUGAUAAUAUUUACAUCCCUUGCAAAACAUAUUGAAAUAAAACAUUCAAGCAUUAUGAAUUGUAUAUGAUCUCACUCAAAAAAACAUUACGAGAUUAACAAAGGCUUGUCAUAUGUACAGGCAGCACAGGCUUAACCCUUUGCAUGCUGGGAAAUUUGUCAUCUGCUAAAAUGUCUUCUGCUGAAUUUCUUAAAUUAGCAUUUUCUUCGAUUUUUUUUCAAAGAAUACUAUCAGAAUAGCAAACAGUUUGGAUCCUGAUGAGACGCCACGUUCUGUGGCGUCUCAUCUGGAUCCAAACUGUUUGCAAAGGCCUUCAAAAUUCGGUUCCAGCACUGAAAGGGUUAAACGAAACUUUAUGCAUAUGCAUUAAAGCCUGUUUUCCCAGACCGAGGCACAUAGCUUUUAUUUCAAAUGUAAAUAAUGUGGACUUCUAUGAAAAUGCAGAUCUGUUAAUUACAUAAGCAGGAAUAUGCACGGUUAAAAGCUAUGAGAAAAGUAAAUGUACUGGUUUUAAGGUGUCCCUGUGCAUAUAAGCUCAACUGGGUAAGUCAUCUUAACUAUUAAUUGUUUGCAUUAUGCAAUAAAACCAUGAUGGAUGAUUUUGAUCACUGAAAUAUGUAUAAAUUAACUAAAUUUAACUUAAUAAAAUGCCCACCACAGUU
Dreissena polymorpha is the source of this 17475-nucleotide messenger RNA. RefSeq lists its product as uncharacterized. The transcript is spliced from 99 exons. Bases 123 to 16478 code for a protein of 5451 amino acids. The record is from RefSeq and is a predicted model, not a curated record. Lineage: Eukaryota; Metazoa; Mollusca; Bivalvia; Myida; Dreissenidae.